Messenger RNA from Arvicanthis niloticus (Nile rat), 2356 nucleotides. RefSeq names its product regulator of chromosome condensation 1 (gene Rcc1). Gene Ontology annotation, molecular function: guanyl-nucleotide exchange factor activity. Gene Ontology annotation, cellular component: cytoplasm. The record is from RefSeq and is a predicted model, not a curated record. Lineage: Eukaryota; Metazoa; Chordata; Mammalia; Rodentia; Muridae.
CUCGCAUUUCCAGCGGUGGCCACCAGGGGCCGCCCGGCUCUGUGUUUUCCCUUCUGGCCAGGGUCGCGGCCGGAGGCCCGCAGAGCGCAUGCUCGGGGCAGUUCGCCGCCGAGCGCCGGAGUUGCUUGUGGCCGCCCUGCACCGAGGACAAGAAGAUGCCACCCAAGCGCAUAGCUAAGAGAAGGUCACCCCCAGAAGAUGCCAUCCCCAAAAGCAAGAAGGUGAAAGUCUCACACAGGUCCCACAACACAGAACCAGGCUUGGUGCUGACACUGGGCCAGGGCGACGUGGGCCAGCUGGGGCUGGGUGAGAGUGUGCUGGAGAGGAAGAAGCCGGCCUUGGUACAUCUUCUACAGGAUGUUGUGCAGGCUGAGGCCGGGGGCAUGCAUACUGUGUGUCUGAGCCAGAGUGGCCAGGUCUACUCCUUUGGCUGCAAUGAUGAGGGUGCCCUAGGAAGGGACACUUCAGUCGAGGGCUCAGAGAUGAUUCCUGGGAAAGUGGAACUGCAAGAGAAAGUGGUGCAAGUGUCAGCGGGGGACAGUCACACAGCAGCCCUCACCGAAGACGGCCGUGUCUUCAUCUGGGGCUCUUUCCGGGAUAAUAAUGGUGUGAUCGGGUUGUUGGAGCCCAUGAAGAAGAGCAUGGUACCUGUUCAAGUGCAGCUGGAUGCACCGGUAGUAAAGGUAGCCUCAGGGAAUGACCAUUUGGUGAUGCUCACAGCUGAUGGAGACCUCUUCACCUUGGGUUGUGGAGAGCAAGGUCAGCUGGGCCGUGUACCUGAGUUAUUUGCCAACCGAGGUGGCCGUCAAGGCCUUGAGCGACUCCUUGUCCCCAGAUGUGUGCUGCUGAAAUCCAGGGGAACCCGGGGCCGUGUGAGGUUCCAGGAUGCCUUCUGUGGCGCCUAUUUCACUUUUGCCAUCUCCCGUGAGGGCCAUGUAUAUGGUUUUGGCCUCUCCAACUAUCACCAGCUGGGAACUCCAGGCACUGGAUCUUACUUCAUUCCUCAAAACUUGACAUCCUUCAGGAAUUCCACCAAGUCCUGGGUGGGCUUCUCUGGUGGCCAGCAUCAUACAGUCUGCAUGGAUUCAGAAGGAAAAGCAUACAGCCUAGGCCGGGCUGAGUACGGGCGGCUGGGUCUUGGGGAGGGUGCUGAGGAGAAAAGCAUACCCACCCUCAUUUCUCGGCUGCCGGUGGUCUCCUCAGUGGCCUGUGGAGCUUCUGUGGGAUAUGCUGUGUCCAAGGAUGGUCGUGUUUUUGCUUGGGGCAUGGGCACCAACUACCAGCUGGGCACUGGGCAGGAUGAAGAUGCCUGGAGCCCUGUGGAAAUGACUGGCAAACAGCUAGAGAACCGUGUGGUGUUAACUGUGUCCAGUGGGGGCCAGCACACAGUCUUACUAGUUAAGGACAAAGCACAAAGCUGAUGAAGUCUUUGUGGGCCUGGCUUCUGGCCCCAGCCCAGCUUCACAGGACAGGAACGGCCAGCUACAGACUCCAGAAGGCCCCUCCCCACCCUGAGCAGAUAUCAUCUCCUGUCUUUUCCCAUCACCACAGCAGAAUCCUUUUUCUUCUGUUUCGUCCUCUUUCUAGAAUCAUCCUGGUACUUGUAGGAUGUGGGAGGGUGGGAGGAGGAUCUCAGAAGGAUCUUUGCUUAUCAGAGGCUUACUUUGUUAGACCUUUUCUCCUUUCAGUCCCCUGCCUCCUGUGGUCCUAGCUGGUGCUGGCUCAUCACCUACAAAACUCGAAAGCGUAGUAGCUUAAAACUACAGGAAACAUCCAGCUUUGGGGUCUUGGUGCCCACAUCUGAAAAGUUGGGACUUCAUGAGGUCCUGCUUCCCAUGAGUCUCUCUCUCUGUUCCUAACCAUAGUUUAUAAGGACACAGAUGGUUUGUAUAGUCAUCGGGUUCAGUUGUCAUGGACCCACAUGCCUGGGAAGAUCUGGACAAAGGCUUUACAAGGCUCUGGGUGACGUAAGCCAAAUAUUUGGCUCUGAACAGGUGUCCAUGGGCAAAAACACUGACCCACUUGAAAAAGACCAACUGUCCUCCCAAAAGCACAAAGCACCCCAGUGUCCCUUGGGUGUCACCUGUCUGUUCCCCAUCAGUCAGCCUUUCUGCUAUAGAGGACUGAAUAGCCAUGCUGGGCUCGGCUGGACAGUCAGGGGAGGGUAGUGGGGGGGGGUGUUUUGUAAUGGCGCUCAGGGAUGAGUGGAGGGAAGGUGUGGAGGGGCAGAGGCUGGGCCUAAGGAAAGGAACAGUGGCUGAGAAAAUAGUUUUGAUUUUUUUAAUUGUAUAAUAUUUUGAAGGGGAGAGUAAAAUCUUGUAACACUUUGAAUAAACUUAGAGUUUUAUAAAAUGGG